Molecule: messenger RNA, 3575 nt
Organism: Ictalurus furcatus (blue catfish)
Lineage: Eukaryota; Metazoa; Chordata; Actinopteri; Siluriformes; Ictaluridae
Product: vitamin K-dependent protein C
Exons: 8
Coding region: 921-2273 (450 amino acids)
Biological process (GO): proteolysis; blood coagulation
Cellular component (GO): extracellular region
Molecular function (GO): serine-type endopeptidase activity; calcium ion binding
Source: RefSeq, a predicted model, not a curated record
ACCGUAAAACCGUAUAAGUUCCUUUAACUCAAAAAAUCGGAGGAAACUGAUUACCUCAAAAGUUUUUAGGUUGAUUUCAAAAGUUUCUCAAAAGUUUUUAGGUUGAAAAAUCUAUUUCUUUAAGCCAGAUACACUUAAAUAUAACAAAAAUUUAUUUCAAAUUACAAAGUUUGAGUGCAAUUUUCGUUAUAUUUAAGUGCAUCUGGCUUAAAGAAAUUGAUUUUUCAACAUAAAAACUUUUGAGGUAAUCAGUUUCCUCUGAUUUUUUGAGUUAAAUGGACUUAUACGGUUUUACAGUGUGGUUGGCACAACUUGGAGCUGUUAUGGUACAAAACAAGGCUGGCAAAUAAAUUUUAAAAUUACAUUUUAAUUAUGUUUAAAAUAAAAUUAUAAUAAUAAUAAUAAUAAACUGAAUAAACAGUAACAUUAGCAUGCCAUUUGCUCGUAUUACAUAAAACACAGAACACAGUUUUUUUGUUUGUUUGUUUUAACUGUCACUUUUUUAAAUAAAGAAAAUGAAGAAAAGUCCAUGUCAUCAUUUUAUCAUUUACUUGUUUCAUAUUCAUUUCUCUUUAUGGUAUUUUGCGAUUUACCGGUUAUCAUUUCAUAGCCUACUCGAAUCUGUGUAAACCUUGCAUUUCUGAAUUCCAGCUGUCCAGAGGUUAGAGGGCAGAAACAGACUCUCAGUAAGCACAUUAGUCAGUCAUUAACACAGUUUAAACAGAACAUCCACCAUCCCAGCUCUUUAUUUUUCAACAUGUAAGUAUAACGGUUAUUUGAAUCCAUCUUUGCUUUUUAACCUGUAUUAUCAAACAAAUAAACUGUGAUGUAGAGGUAAAUCCAGAAUAAUUUAUGCUCCACCUUCAUUCGGUUAUGUUUGAUAUGUUCUGUGUGUUUUUUUUGCUUGUUGCUAUGUGAAUAUGAUUUAUAUAAUAAAUAAUAACGAGGAUUUGGGCGUUGUUGUGUCUGCAGCGACCAUGGCGAGGACACCUUUCCCCUGCUUGGCAUUGAUUUUCCUCUGGGCUGCUUCUGCUGUCUGUAUGUCAGUUUUUUACAGCAGUCCAAAGGCACACAUGCUCCUACGCUCCAGAAGGGACAAUUUCUGGCUAGAGGAACUCAAGCCUGCAUCUUUGGAGCGAGAGUGCCUUGAAGAGCGGUGUGACUUUGAGGAAGCUAGAGAGAUCUACCAGACCAGAGAGGCCACAUUAGAGUUCUGGAUGGUGUAUACAGAUGGGAACCAGUGUAUCCCAAAUGCCUGCAAGAACGGAUUUUGUGUGGAUCAGUACCGGUCCUACAUUUGCUCCUGCAACCCUGGCUUUGAAGGAAAAUACUGUGAUCUACUUAGCACGCACGCCAACUGCUCGGUGGAGAACGGAGGCUGUGAUCACGACUGCCACGAGAGGCCAGACAAGACAGGACGUUACUGCAGCUGUAUUAAUGGAUACACACUCCAUGAUGACUCCAAACAGUGUGUUCCAAAAAAUCAACAGUCUUGCGGACAGAUUUUGAUCUCUAGGUCAUUCUACUCAACAAAGUCCUUUAAAGGUCUACAACCUUGGCUUUAUGGUGGUGAAGUGGGCAAAAAGGGAGAGAGUCCUUGGCAGGCUCUUAUCUUGAAUUCCCAAGGAAAAUUUCACUGUAGCGGUGUCUUGAUCGAUGAAAACUGGGUUCUCACUGCUGCUCACUGUCUUGAGAAAUUCAGCCGCUUCGGUGUCAGACUGGGAGACUACAAACGUUUGAAGUUUGAAGAAUCCGAGGUCAACCGUUAUGUGGUCAAAAUUGUCCCGCACCCAAAAUACAAUAGCCUAACGGUGGACAACGACAUAGCUCUGCUGCGUUUGGAGUCACCCGUAGCGUUCAGCACGUACAUCGUCCCUGCCUGUCUGCCGAGUCGAGACCUGGCCGAGCGCGUGCUCCACCUCAACGGCACCAUGAUGGUAGUGACAGGCUGGGGCAAGGACAAAGAAGGGACAAUGACAUACAGCUCGGAUCUCAAACACAUCAGCCUGCCACUGGUGGAGCAAUCCGAGUGCGCACACUACAUGGUCAACAACCUGACGGAGAACAUGCUGUGCGCCGGCAGCAUCGGGAGUACCAAGGACGCAUGCAAGGGUGACAGUGGCGGCCCCAUGAUGACUCUAUACCGCAACACGUGGUUCCUCAUCGGCCUCGUAUCCUGGGGCGAGGUCUGUGGCAACACGGACAAACUGGGCGUCUACACCAAAGUCUCCAAUUACAUGGAGUGGAUCGAUAGCGUGAAAAAUAAGCUGUGAUCGAAUCUUGUUGCUUCAGAUCUGUUCUGCCUAUCGUUCCAGAUUUAGUUAGGACUUUUAUUUUGGAAUGGCUUUUCCUUUUACUAAAAACAAGAUCGGAAGGUUGUGAGUUCAAAUCCCAGCGCUACCACUGUUGGGCCCUUGAGCAAGACCCUUAACCCUCAGUUGUAUAAAUGAGUAUAAUGAGUAAUGUAAGUUGCUCUAGAUAACGGCAUCUACCAAAUGCUUCUAAUGUUGUAAAGCCCCGUUCAGAGGGGAUUACAAAAGAAGGAACCGAUUCUGAACAGCUGAAACGAGUCGUUAGUGAUUCCAGACUUUACUUCCUGCACAAACCUAUGUAUGUUUGUAACAAAACGCCCCGCCUCUGGUCUUCAUUGGCUGCUCGCUGACAGCAGUAGACCAAUCACAACAAACUGGCACAUCUGACCAAUCACUACAGAGUAUGCUCUCUGAAAGGAGGAGUUUAGAAUGAAUCCUUUAGAACGGAUCAUUAAACGAGUCAUUUUUGACACUGGGGGUGAGAAAAGGCAAUGCUGCAAUUUAAAGUAUGAUCACAUUAAAGUGUUUUUUGACCUCAGACGCGUGUAAAUCUAUUGUAGGAGAGCUUUAAAACAAAAUUAGGCACGUUUCAAAACCAUAAUAGGUGCACUUUAAAUCUUACCAAAUUCAUAAAAAUGAUCACAUGAGAAUUAUUCGUCCCUACUGUAUUAAUUUAAUCGCUGUCUGUAAUAAUAAUGAUGAGUCUUUAUUGAUCACAUAUACAUAUGCACAGUGAAAUUCUUUUCUUUGCAUAUCCCAGCAUGUUGGGACGCUGGGGUCAGAGUGCAGGGUCAGCCAUGAUACAGCGCCCUCUGGAGGAGAGAGGGUUAAGGGCCUUGCUCAAGGGCCCAACAGCUUGGCAGUGCUGGGGCUUGAACCCCCGACCUUCCGAUCAGUAACCCAGAGUCUUAACCGCAAAUAUUUUAUUAACGACAUCACCCCAUGAAACAAAUCCUGUCCGAAUAGGGCCUAAGACCUAAAUUACCUAAAAAAUAUCAUGUGCCACAAGUGUGUCAUUCCAGAGUUGAAGACUUCACCCAUUUUAAAUUAGAGCUACAGUCUUUAAAAUUCACUUCAUUCGUUUUGCUUUCGAGAUUUUAAAAUGAACCCAUUGCUUGACGUUUAACCUGAGAUGUCAAGAGGAUGUUUAAAAAGCUUCUGUGUAGAAUGAUCUUGUAUUGUGACUUUUACAAAUCCCUAACACUGGAGACUCCUUACAAAAUUGUUGAAUCUCCUUAAAUAAAAUUCCACAAUAUCAAUGAC